UAUUCGAAGAAACAACUGUACACUUUGAUCGCUGAUGUAGAAGCGUAUCCACAAUAUCUACCAUAUUGUCUUGGAUCAAAGGUCAUCAGUCAUAAAGCAUUGAACGAGAGCGAAUCCACGGACCAGGUGAACAAAGAUGUCCAACCGUGGAUGCAAGGUGGAUACGCUGGGGAGACACAUCUCAUUCAGCAGGAGCUUGUGAUUGGAUUCAAGGCCUUUGAAGAGCGUUACAUAAGUCAGGUAGAGUGUCGAAAAUGGGAAAUGGUCAAAGCAACCGCAGGUGACUCCCCACUAUUCAAGUGCUUGACUUCGACUUGGACCUUUCGCUCACCUGAAGAGAUCUCAUCCAAGAAACUUCCUGCUAGAGAUGACGGUUCAACUUCAACUUAUAUCUCCUUACAACUCGCCUUCGCCUUUGCUAGCCCCUUACAUGCAGCUGUAGGAGAAUAUUUUUGGAAGAGCGUGAGUGAGAAGAUGCUCCUUGCUUACCUAGGAAGGAUUGAAAAAGUGUAUGGAAAA
Molecule: messenger RNA, 519 nt
Organism: Melampsora larici-populina 98AG31
Lineage: Eukaryota; Fungi; Basidiomycota; Pucciniomycetes; Pucciniales; Melampsoraceae
Exons: 2
Biological process (GO): ubiquinone biosynthetic process; cellular respiration
Cellular component (GO): mitochondrion
Molecular function (GO): ubiquinone binding
Source: RefSeq, a predicted model, not a curated record